GGGAUGCUGCCCUUUUCCUUUGGAAAGUGCCAAGUCACAGGCAAAGCUCUAAGCCUCUCAGUUGCUUUGGGGUGCAGUAACAUUUCAGGGAAAUCUGCACGCCUAAGAAAAGUGGGAGAUUUAGUUGCAGCUGGAUUACCAAACCAGUGAUAAUCCUGGCGAAACAAUCAUGCCUCUGCAAAAUUAAAUUCCCAGGGUUACAAGAUCGAAUACGAACGUUGGCUCGUGCGUGCGGCCCACGGGUUUCGGACAUGCUGAGGAGCAGCCUGCUGUGCGCCGCGCUGGCGCUCCUGCGCGCCCAGCCCUUCCCCUGCCCGCCCGCGUGCAGGUGUGCGGUCCGCGACGCGGCGCAGUGCUCCGGCGGCGACGUGGCGCGCGUGGCCGCCCUCCGCCUGCCCACCAACCUCACGCACAUCCUGCUUUUCCAAAUGGGCCGCGGCACCUUGCAGAAUCACAGCUUCAGUGGCAUGACGGUCCUGCAGCGCCUGAUCCUGUCAGACAGCCACGUUUCCGCCAUCGCCCCCGGCACCUUCGAUGACCUGAUAAAACUAAAAACCCUGAGGCUGUCGCGCAACAAGAUCACUCAUCUCCCAGCCGCGCUCUUGGAUAAGAUGGUUCUCUUGGAACAGUUGUUUCUGGACCACAAUGAACUCGUUUUUCUUCCCGAGAGACUCUUCACGCAUCUGUGGAACCUGAGAGUGUUGGAUUUAUCGGGAAACAAUUUGACUCACCUGCCCGAGGGACUGUUUGGAGCACAGGCUAAGCUUGAGAAACUCAUGCUCCACUCGAACCAGCUCGUCUCUCUGGACUCGGGGCUACUGAGCAACCUGCGCGCCCUGACGGAGCUGCGACUCGACAAAAACCGCAUCCGUUCCGUCGCGCCCGGGGUCUUCGACCGGCUCCGCAACCUGAGCUCGUUGACUCUUUCCAGAAACCAGCUCCAGUUCCUGCCUUCUGCACUCUUCCUUCAUUUGCACAACUUGACCUUCUUGACGUUGUUCGAGAACCCGCUGGAGGAGCUCCCGGGGGUGCUCUUCGGGAGGAUGGCCGGCUUGCGGGAGUUGAAGCUGAGCGGCACCCAGCUGCGCACCCUGCCCGACGCCGUCUUCCGCAACCUGAGCCGCUUGCAGGCGUUGGAGGUGACCCUGAGCCCGCGUCUGGGCGCGCUCCCGGAGGGCGCCUUCCGGGGCCUCGGCGAGCUCCAGGUGCUCGACCUGCAGGCCAACAGCCUGGCCUCCCUCCCCGACGGCCUGCUGCGCGGCCUCAGCCAGCUGCGGCAAGUGUCACUGAGCCACAACAGGCUGCGCGCCCUGCCCCGCGGACUCUUCCGCGACCUCCGUAGCCUGGAGGAGGUCCUGCUCGAGCACAACGAGCUGGAGACCCUGCCCGAUGACGUGUUUGGAGCGCUGCCCCGGCUGACGAAGGUCCUGCUGGGGCACAAUCCCUGGCGCUGUGACUGUAGCCUGCGGCCGUUCCUGGCGUGGCUGCGACAGCACCCGGGCCUCGUGAGCCGAACGGAAAUGCCGCCGCGGUGCCGCCACCCAGGGCAGCCUGCUGGCCUGCUGCUGCAGGCUCUGCAGGACGGCGAUCUGGGGUGCCCGAGCACUGGGGUCCCGCCUCCUCCCUCUCCCGCCCCCACCCGGCCGGCCCUGCCCUCCGCCCGAGGCCCCCCAGCCUUGGCGCCUAACAGCUCAGGACCCUGGGCGUGGGCCCAGCCGGUGGCCGAGGGCCAGCGUCAAGACCACAGCCUGUUCUGGGGUCUUUAUUUGCUGCUCUUAGGCAUUCAGGCUGUAAUAACAGGGAUCAUUGUGUUUGCUAUGAUUAAACUCGGCUGGCUCUUUCGAAAAUUAAUCAGAGAGGGAGCUCUCGUCUGAGUCAAAGAAAAACCUUGCAAGUAAUUAAAACGUGACCAGAGUAUUGUUAAUGUGGCUCUGGGAGAAUCCAGACAAGCUGCAGUUGUCUUCUCUUCCCCUUCCCCUGCCGCCCUCCCCUUCCCCCUCAAUCCCCUCUUUCCUCCUCCUCCUCCUCCCCCCUCCCCUUUCACAGAAUGACCCUUACGUUUGUAAAUUGUAACUGCUUGGCUUCAUCCUGCUUCACUGCGCGGUCCUGCGGAGGUGGACUGUGUUUACCUCAUCCUCGUGUGCCCCGUACCCGGUGCAGAGGGGUCUCUGCAAAGUUUACUGAGGAAGGGUGCGAAUGAGCCAGCCAACGCCAGGCCAGGCCGGUUCCUGCACGUCGUCGGUGUCUGGCGCGUGUGCAGUAGAUGAAUAAAAUGAAUACACAUGAUCCAAGUGAUGGCGACUUUUCCUGGGGGAAGGAUUGAUUGUCCUCUUGAUCUACUGUUUGAAAAGCAGAACUCUGUCAGCUCUUCUUUCCCUUGUCUCCCCCGCCCCCUUACUUUUUGUAUCUCUGUGGGUUAUUUGGGAGGGCGGGACUCCAUUCGCUGAGCGCGUAUUUUCAGAGUAAGCCUACCCUGUGUUAGGCUGGGAGAAAGGAGCACGGGGCCUUCCCUCCCGGCGCUCAGCGCUCGGUGGGUGACGGAAGCCAGGACGCCGGGACCGUGCGGUUAGGGCUGAGUGCCCAGGAGCAGGAGGAGGAGCCGCGGGAAGGGUGGGUGGAGCAGAGAUUUGAGAAAGAAGUGGGAGCUCCCCAGGAGGUCGAAGAGUGUGUGUGUGUGUCCCUUGUGUGUGCGGGUUGGGGGAGGGGACAUUGAUUCAGAGAGUCCCUGUGUGUGUGCAUGCAAAGACUCUGAAACUGCUAUGAGAGAGAAGUGUAUCUUUGACACUGAGUUGGUUUUCAUUUUCUGGCACUAAAUGCUACCUCAUUUCACAAGCAUUUAUGGAGCACCUAACAUGUGACAGGUAUUCAUGAAUGUAAUGGCAAGCUUGGUUUCUAGUUUAUUAAGGUUGAUCAUGUUCUCACUUAUUCGUCCAAGUGAAACACAGCACAACCCCUGUUGCUUUCAAUGGAUGUCUGUCCUUAUGAGCAGCCGUGGUUAAAACAUGGGCUGGAGAGUUAACAACCAUGGGUUCAAAUCCCAGCUCCACCACUUACUAACUGCAUAGGACUUUGGGCAAGACACUUAAAUUCCCCUAAGCCUGGGUUUCCUCAUCCCUGGAAAGGGAUAAAGAGUACUUGCUUCAGAGAGUUGUGAGAAUUAGAGGCAAUAAAGCAUGUGAUAACAGCCCAGCGCCCUGUGAACAGUAAAUGCUCAAUGUUAGCUCUUAUUAAAGGGCAAGCAAUUACCUGUACUACUGCUGUCCUGACUUCUAAAGAAGAGCUCUGAGUUGUUUUUUCUUCUCUGGGUAUAUAAAGGCGAGAGCAAACUUUCUCAAACUGAAGGUUACCUUCAAACCAGUUUGUCUUCAUGUGUGGGUGGUCUCGAGCCUGUGUGCCUAGGCUCUGUGCUCAGAGUCCAGAGCAAUGAUCCUCGGAACAACACCAACAGGACGCGGAGCAGGAAUUGCUGGCUUCCUGGAAUUUGGGCAUUGUCAGGGCACUUCUCCUUCAAGGCCAAAUUUGAACGUCUCCUGUUAAAGCCUCUCCUGGCUGCCCAGGCAGCCUACAGUGUUCCCUGCCACGAGCCCCCUCGCAGGCUCUGGGGCAUGAGGCACCCUCCUCGCCCCAUCUGCUCCUGGUCACCCUUCACUCUGGUAUGUGUAUAUGUUCAUGUGCCUCCUUGUCUUAUUUAUUUCCACAGCUCCAACUUUUGUGACCACCUGCAGCAUAAAACCCAGACUUUUUUGAUGCACUGCCCUCUCCAGUCCUAACCGCUGUGCUCUCAGGCGAGCGACCUUACUCUGUAAGCCUCCAUUUCCUCACCGGUGGAGUGAGAAUAAUGAUGGUCCUUGCCAUGGCUGCAAGGGCAGAAUGAAACAAUCCAGGCCAGGUAGUUAAGUCAGUGGUGCAAGUGGGACUCAAGAGAAGUUGGCUAUUAUUAUGAUUAGCUCUUUUGAACACGCCACGUUCGAACAUGUCUCAUUGCCAUUGCCAUGUUCUUUCAUUCAGCAAAUAUUUGUUGAGUACCUGCUCUGAACCAGGCCGUCUUCUAAGUGCGGGAUAAGCAGUGGUUAAAACAAAGUACACACUUCCAUUGGGUUUACAUUUUGGUGUCCCCUCAAUGGAAACAUCUUCCCUGAACUCCUGGCCAUUAUCUUUAAACAUUCAGAGAAGUAAGGAGAACAACUUGAACACCUGAACCCACUUUAUAAAAUCUGUAUACUUUGCUCUAUUUGCU
Messenger RNA from Molossus molossus (Pallas's mastiff bat), 4237 nucleotides. It is a transcript of the gene GP5, whose product is annotated as glycoprotein V platelet. Gene Ontology annotation, cellular component: extracellular matrix. Bases 252 to 1874 code for a protein of 540 amino acids. Lineage: Eukaryota; Metazoa; Chordata; Mammalia; Chiroptera; Molossidae. Gene Ontology annotation, molecular function: protein binding. The transcript has 2 exons. The record is from RefSeq and is a predicted model, not a curated record.